Molecule: messenger RNA, 825 nt
Organism: Acytostelium subglobosum LB1
Lineage: Eukaryota; Evosea; Eumycetozoa; Acytosteliales; Acytosteliaceae
Exons: 2
Coding region: 1-825 (274 amino acids)
Source: RefSeq, a predicted model, not a curated record
AUGACCAAGAUCUUAUACACUUGGGGAAAGGGCAAGACAGGUAACACAUGCCAUAAUGGAGAGAAGAAGAUACCAACACCUCCAUCUGUCUUGGUCUCGUUGAAUCUCAAUCAGCUGUCAUUGGGCUGCAAUCACUCGGCGGCGAUUGUUAAUGGCGAGUGCUUGAUGUGGGGCGAGGUGAUGGGCCGUCGACAUACAACUCUGUUCAAGAUCGUCUGGAAAAAGACGGUCAUCAGUGUGUCGUGUGGCACCAAUCACACACUGCUGCUCACGGAUGACACACGAGUGUUCUCCAUGGGACUCAAUGGCGCGGGACAGCUGGGUGUCGACAUCAUAGACUCGGCAGUGCCGCUGCCAAUCAACGUACUCAAUCGCGUCAAGGUGACACAGAUCGUCGCCGGCAAUCAGAUCUCGGCAGCAAUCACAGCCAAUGGACAGUUAUACACAUGGGGCACAGCGCGAUACGGACAGCUGGCCAACGGACGUCGAGGCGAAAAGCAUCAAUCCACCCCUACCAUCGUGUUGAUGCCAAUCGAUUCAGCACCAUCCGAGCAUAUACAAUGGAAGAAGGUGGCCUUUGGCGAGCAACACACAGUGGCGCUGGCGGCCUCGAAUGCCGUCUAUGCCUGGGGCAUGAACGGUCGCGGCCAGCUCGGUCUGGGCCAUUGCAACGACAAGCUGGUGCCCGUCAAGCUCAACGACUUUAGCAAUGGUAGUGGCAUCAAGGACGUGACGGCGGGCGGAUACCACUCAGCUGCGCUGACAACAGAUGGAUACAUUCUUCACGUGGGGAGCCAACUCGCACGGUCAGCUUGGCAUUGGUGA